CACACAGUUUGGCAGCUGCGGCUUCCCUCCAGUGGAAAAACAGGUGCUGGCAGGCCGCCCUUUUUGGGUGGUCUGUACAAUGCCUACAACUGGAUUAUUUCUGCAGUUUGUUUUGAACCAUAGAUAUAGCUGCAAAAGUCCCUAAAUAUUUGCCCAUGAAAGAGUUAUACCCUAGCAGAAUUGUCUGACUGAACACUGAAAGUAUAGUUAAUAAUUUGCAAGACACAAAACUUUUAUUUGACAAUAUAGGUUGGCUUAACAGAGGAGGGGAAAGGUUUUCACAAAAAGGAAGAAAACCUUGUUAAACCAGGAUGGUUAAAUGUUUUUUCUGUUUGCCAGUUUUCCCUCUGAUUGUUUUUGUGGGGAAUACACCUGUUUGUCUUUGUGGCAUCCUGUCAACAUGGUUUGAUCAGCUAACUGGUUCGUCAAUAGACUCAGCUGAUGAUUAUUACUAUGAAUACAGUACUGAAAAUGUGCAGACAGAAAGGACUGAUUCUGGACUUAGCUUGUAUCCUGACUGGUUUCAUGAACACUUGAAUUAUGAUGUAGUAAAUCCUUGUCAGACUAGGCCGUGCCAGAAUAAUGGGAUUUGUGAAAGGAACAGAAAUAGCUAUACAUGUCACUGUCCUAAACCAUAUGCAGGAUCGAAAUGUGAAAAGGUGAAAAACACAUGUGAAAGAAUAAAAUGCCAUAGAGGAGACUGCCUUGUAAGCUUAAGAGCUCCUUAUUAUCGAUGCAGUUGCCGACAUCCCUACAAAGAACCAUUCUGUGACAAAGCACAAUCAGCUUGCCAACCAAAUCCUUGCAAAAAUGGAGGCACCUGUCAGAGGCAUCGAAUAAGAUCCAAGUUCAGUUGCGAGUGCCCUGAUUCAUUCAAAGGAAGGUUUUGUGAAAUAGGACCUGAAGACUGUUUUGAAGAAAAUGGGUUCACAUACAGAGGAAAUGUUAGUCAAACAGUGCUCCAGAAAACGUGCCUUCACUGGAAUUCUCACCUUCUCUUGGAUAGUAAUUAUAAUGCAUUUAUGGAAGAUGCUGACUAUCAUGACCUUGGUGACCAUAACUUCUGCAGGAAUCCAGAUGGCGAUGAAAAGCCUUGGUGCUUUGUCACUGUGAAUAACAAAUUGAAAUGGGACUUCUGUGAUAUCUCCCUAUGCCCAGAAUCAGCAGAGUUCCCUAAGAAUGCAGUCAUGUCUUCAAGGAAUCCUACAGUGCAUAAUAUACCCAGAACAUGUGGAAAACCAGAGACAGGAGGUCCAUUAAAGAGAAUCUAUGGUGGUUCCAAGACAACAUCUGGCAAGCAUCCAUGGCAAGCUUCUCUUCAGAGGAAAUUUUCACUAAACCCUUUUUGGCAAAAGGGACACUUCUGUGGAGGAACACUGAUAGAGCCAUGCUGGGUUCUGACUGCUGCACAUUGUAUUCUAACAGAAGCACGUGUCCUCCAAGUGGCCCUUGGAAAACAAGAUCUCCACAGCAAAGAGCAUCAUGAACAGAUAUUUGAUGUAGAAAAGAUAAUUAAACAUGGACACUAUACGGAACGGGAGGACAUCCCAUAUAACGACAUUGCUUUGCUAAAGCUGAAACCAACAGAUGGCCACUGUGCAGUGGAAACAAAAUAUGUCAAACCAGUAUGUUUACCUGAUUCAACAUUUCCUGACAAUACUGAGUGCUACAUAUCUGGUUGGGGAGAGACAGAAACAACCUGCUUUUCCAAGGAGAUCAAAGCGGGUUACAACAGCUUUCUGGUAUCUGGUGAAUCAUCUCAUCAGCUGUUAGAUGCCAGAGUAAAGCUGAUUUCCCAGAUGCGGUGUAACGCACCAAGUGCAUAUAAUAACAGACUGGAUGAAAGCAUGCUUUGUGCAGGAAAUCUUCAGAGAACAAGAGCUGAUACUUGUCAGGGAGAUUCAGGAGGUCCUCUAACCUGUGUAAAAAAUGGAUCUUAUUAUCUCUAUGGAAUUGUGAGCUGGGGAGACCAAUGUGGAUUAAAAAACAAACCAGGAGUUUAUACCCGUGUGACGAGAUUUCUCAAUUGGAUCCGUACAAAAAUUCAACAAGAGUCCAAUUAAAAAAAACUUUUUAGAAAAAAAGGAAGGGGAACAUGAUACAUCUUCUGCAAAAUAUCAGGAAUACAAAGGAUUUCUCCAUACUCUUUUUAAACACCAAAACAGCAAUCCUAUACUCACUUUGGAGUAAGUCCCAAUGAACUCAGUAGUAUUUAUGUCUGGGAAGACAUGUAAAGGAUUGCACUGUAAGAAUGCAUUAUAUCCACUUACCUGAGAGCAAUCCUGCUGAAUUGAAUUGAACUUACAGUUCAGUAAGCAUAAUAAUCUUGUGGUGUAACACAAUUUAUAUAGUUUUUAUGCCUCUUGUAUUGUAAUUUUACUUUUGCUGUUAUAUGGCAUUUGCCUUUUUACAACAUAUAUACAGUACACCCUGGUGUUCUUUAUGAAUGAAGGAUGGGUUAUAAACUUUAAAAAUAAUUAGAAUAAAUAAAAUUUCCAAAACAGAUGCAAAGCACUAUAAAUUUCAGAUUUCACCGAAUAAUUCAAAAUAUUCUAUGCUUUCCUCAAAAUAUAAUAUCUAUUGCCUUGUUUUAGGAUUUAAUGUUUUGCCUUCGUUUACACAAGAGCAUGUGACCAUACUGUCUACAUUAGAAGCAAUGAAGAAAACACUUGCUUAUUUGUUGUUUUUAUCUUUUAGUGACAAACUUCACAUACAUUGUAUUCUCCCAAAUAAAAUAAAAAAAGAUUAAUUCGUCUGA
Messenger RNA from Sceloporus undulatus (fence lizard), 2758 nucleotides. RefSeq names its product hyaluronan binding protein 2 (gene HABP2). Lineage: Eukaryota; Metazoa; Chordata; Lepidosauria; Squamata; Phrynosomatidae. Gene Ontology annotation, molecular function: calcium ion binding; serine-type endopeptidase activity. Gene Ontology annotation, biological process: proteolysis; blood coagulation. Bases 312 to 2063 code for a protein of 583 amino acids. The record is from RefSeq and is a predicted model, not a curated record. The transcript has 14 exons.